AUGACUAAAGUUUAAUUCCUUUUAACUUAAAUGAUCAUCCUAGCAUACUCAUGCUCCUAUCUUAAUAACAAUACAAUCUUCCUCACAGGUACUUUAUAAGAAGUAAUUAAUGUUCCACUUUCAUCUAUAUUUCAUCAUGAUGAUUAUGAAAGAAUUACCUUAAAGCAACCUAAUAAAUACUUAACAAUAGAAACUCCAAUAUCUAAAUAUUCAGAAACACCCAAUAACGCAAUCUCAAACUCAAAAACAAUUUCUUAAAAACUCUAGAAAUCCACUUUGAGUCGUGAUCCACUUAAUCACAUAACAAUAUUAGUAGUUGUUAAUGGAAUUUACUAUAUUGAGUCUAAUAUAGGAUAUUACUAAAAUCUACCUGUUAUAACAUCGAUAAAUUAAUGCAGAACAAAAACUUAAUCUAUCUGUUAUGAUGUCUUAUUAAUAGAUAAAUUGACUAUCGCAGAAUGUGAAGAUGAACAGAAAAAUAGCUAUUUGAUUAUAAUAAAUUCAACAAAGACAAGUUAUCUUGAUAUUGAUAAACCAAUCUCUGAUUUUAGAAAAAUAGACUAAAUUGACAAUUAUAUGUUUAGAGGAACUGCAAAUAAAAUUUAUAUAUAUAUUGAAGAAGAAAAUAAUUUAAAGUAUUUAAAUACGUUAGAUGAAAACACGUUAAAAGAACUCUUAAAAAAAGAUUCUUUUAAAUUGUUAAUCAAGGAUUUUCAAAUUCAUACAAAUGGAUAACUUAGUAUAAUGAAUGCUUAUGGUGAAAUUAUUAUUGUUUAAUACCAAAAUAACUCAUGGAAUUUAAUCAAAAUAAUUGAAACUAAAUUAAAUGAUGUCUAAGGGUAUGAUUAUAAUAUCUACACCAAUACUUAUGGUAUAAUAUCAAAAAAUAAAAUCUUGUAUUAAAAUAGGGAUUAAGAACAGUAAAUAGCAGAUAUCUAAAACUAAGAUGUUUUAUAUAAAAUAUAUAUAACUAAAAAAAAUAUACUCUUAUUUUAUAAUAAUACAAUAACAUUAUUAAAUCAAAAAUUAGAAAAAAUAUACAAUCUCAAAUUUGAUGAUGAGGAAAUUUUUAUAAAUACAAAUCCAAAUGCAGAAGGUUUUAUAUUUAUAUCAAAAACUAGAGUGGCUGCUUAUGCAAUAAAUGAUAAUUAUUCUUUAUAAUUAUCAUUAAUUUCUACAAUUAGUGAUAAUUAUUAAAAGGCCACUUUAAUUUAAGAGUCUUAUCCAAAAAAUUGUGAAAUAAUUGUAUUUUAUAAAACUGAAGAUUAUGGAUAUUCGAAGAUUUUAUAAUCUUAAUAUUCUUAAGGUUUGAUAGCAGGUGGUAUUAAUACAGAUAGUAAUGAAAUCAAUAUAAGACCUAUAUUUUAAGGUUCUAAUUUAAAAUAUCAAUUUCAGGCUAAUAGUUUAAUUAAAAUUGAAAUUGAUAAACAUAAAAUUUUUUAGAUUAAUGGUAUUUCUGAGAAUCAAGAAUUAGGGUAUCGAAAAAUAUUGAAAGGAAAUGGAGAAAAGAUAUUUUAUCUUAUUUAAGAAGAUGCUGAUCUAUAAAUGAAAGGUUAUUUUUGUGUAGGUAAUAUUGAACUAAGUUGUAAAGUUCUUUUUACAAAAGAUAAUUUUAAAAAGUUAUAGAAUUCAUUUGAAUAAUUAUGGUGGUCUAAUAAUGAAUCAUUAUUCUUUGCAACAUUUCAAGAGAAAAUUAUUACAAUUUAUAGUUUAUCAACUGAAACAAAUAAUUUUGAAAUUUUAACUACAAUUAAUUUAGAAAGUAAUGUAAAAUAAAUAGUAACAGAUGGUUUUCAUUUAUUUGUAUUAAUUGAAUAAUAAAUAAAAAUUUAUGAAAUCACAAUUUCAGAUAAAUUUAAAUUAAUAAAUACUUUUGAUAUUGUUGCUCAAAAAAUCUAUGCAUCAUAAUAUGUAAAAAAUUAAUUAUUUAUUGAAUAAGAAUUUAAUUUAUAUUUGUAUGAUAUUGAAUAUGAUUUAUAAACUCUUAUUUGGUAUGAUACUAUUUAAUUUGAAUAAUCAGAAUCAAAUUUAGCUAUUUUUAAAAAUCAUUUUUUGAGAUUUACUAAACCAAUCAAUAAGGAUGAAUAUAUUGUGACAGUCUUUAAUUAUGCAAAUAAAAGAAAUAUAUAUAUGGAGAAACAAAUAUUAUUUAAUUAUUAUUCUAAUAUUAAAUUAUCUACACUUGAGUAUUCAUUUGAGAGAAAUCUAUUUUAUAUUCAUGGAUAUAAUAAGUAAAGUUUAAGCUAAGUUAUUUUAGUUUAUAAGAUUACAUCAAAUAGUUUAGAUACAUUAUUUUAUUUAAUUAAUAUAAGUACUACAACCAUAUUCACAGUAGCAGAUACCUAUGUGCUUAAUACAGAUAUUGUGAAUAAAUAGAUAGAAAAUUAUUACAUUACUGGUGAUCUUUUAAUUACAAGCAAAUUAAAUCAAAAUUAUUAAUAAAUAUCAUAUACAAGAUAGAUCUAAUUAGAUUUUGAAGUUACUAAUGAUUUAUCAAAUAAACUUGUUUAAUCAAUUUUUAUAAAUAGUGUAAAUAGAGGUGACAAAAUUUUAAAGUUAAGUGAUAAAAUUAAUUUAGAAUAUUAAAAGAAUAAUGAUACUAUAAAAUGUGUAUAUUUAGGUUAAGAUUGGUAUUCAGGUUAAGUUUUUGAUAUUGAAAUUGUAAACUAGUCAACAAAGAUUAAAUUUAAUCCACCUUUAACUAAAGAAGAAGAAAUAUUGGAAUUUAGUCCAUAAAUAUAAGAACUUAACAGUAGUAGAUUAGUAUAAUUAAUGUCAAAUAAACUUAAUCUUGUAAAAAAAGAGGAUUUUACAUAUAGAGAAUUUAAAUUAGAUUAAGCUUAUUAAUUUACAGAUAUUUUAUUGAUUGUAGGAGAAAAUAUAUAUGUUUAAGCUGAAACAUAAGAAUCUAUUUGGUUAAGAAUUAUUUAAUGUAAGGAUUAUAAAGAUUGUAUUUUAUUGGAUAAUAAAUUAAAAGUUUCAUAACAUAUAAAAAAGGUUUUUCUUCACUAAAAUAAUUUCUUUUUAUAUGAUGGAAAAUAGAUUCAAGUUUAUGAUACAAAAGGAGAUCAAACAAAUUUAGAAUAGUUUGAAUUAUUUUAAAGUUUCCCUUAGUAUAUUUACAUUAAGUAAAUGGAAUUUAAUCAUUUAUAAGGAAAUGUGUAUUAAUUUAUUUCAGUUGAUAAUUGGGGUAAUCCUGAAUUCUAAAUGAGAGAAAUUAGUAGAACAUCAACAAAAAAUUAUUUUGUUAGAUAUAUAAUUGAUUCAUUAAUUAAUGAAUAAAAGAUAAAUUUAUAAGAAAUUUAAUUAUCAGCUGGAUUUGUUUUAAGAAAAAAUGAGAUUACUAUAAUCUUUAAGAAUAGUGCAUCAUAUUCUUUUUAUUAUGAAAUGGAUUGUUCAAGAAAUGAAUUAUGUGAAAUAGCUAAGUUUAAAUUUAAUGGAUUAUAUUAAUAAUAUAAAGAUUGGCAAUUACAUGAUUUUUAUCCUUCAUUUUAAUCAAAUGAAAAUAUUCUAUUAUUAAUUUAUAAUGCCAAUACUCAUUAUGAAUUGUUGAUAUAUGAUAUGGAAACACCAAGUAAUAAUACUAAACCUAAAAAUGUUAUAGCACGUUUACCAUCUCCUGAAAAGAAUUUAGAAUUAAAUUCUUAAAUUGUGUCCUUCAUUUAUACUUUUAAUGGUAACUUACAUUUAUUAACAUCAACACAAAAUUAAAUCAAAUUAUAACAUUAUUCAUUGUUAAGAUCAUAUUAAUUAUGUACAGAAGAAAUUACUUUUGAAGAUUCAAUGAAUUUUAAGAUAUCUAAUACAGAUCAAUAGAUUUCAAUAGAAGAAGAGAUAACAAUAAAAGAAUAUGUACCUCCUACUCCUGAAGAUAAGGGAACAUUUCCUAUUUGGGCUAUUAUAGUAAUAAUUCUUGUUGUACUUUUGAUUGGAGGAGGAAUAUAUAUCUAUUAUAGAUAGAAAACAAAUAAAAAAUAGAAUACUAAUCUAUUAUUGGAUAGUUGA
Molecule: messenger RNA, 4005 nt
Organism: Paramecium pentaurelia
Lineage: Eukaryota; Ciliophora; Oligohymenophorea; Peniculida; Parameciidae
Source: the annotation of a GenBank genome assembly